Messenger RNA from Angiostrongylus costaricensis, 900 nucleotides. The record is from the annotation of a GenBank genome assembly. NCBI's taxonomy places the organism in Eukaryota, Metazoa, Nematoda, Chromadorea, Rhabditida, Metastrongylidae.
AAGCUUAGUGGUUCAUUACAUCUCUUAUCAUCCCUCAAACACAAAAAGGGCGCUUGUAAGAAACAUGUUUCAAACAGCUACGAAACAGCCCAAGUGCCCAAACGACAAUUCUAUACUAAUUACAGGUUAGUUUACGCACGAAAGAUAGCAGCUGAAAAUGGUGGAUUUUUCAUGAACCAAUUUGGUAACGCCGAUAAGGCCGAGGAAUUUCACGAAAGUGGAGGAUUCCCGUUUGAAUCGGCUAACAUUAUGCAUGAGAUUCUCGUCCAACUAGAGGAUGUGAAAGUACCUCAUUAUUUCGUUCACGCUGCCGGCACAGGUGGUACGAUUUCUUCGGUUGGUCGUUAUGUCAGGAAAUACGGUGUCAACACAGAAGUCGUUCUGGCUGAUACGCAAUUUUCUAUUUACUACGACUACGUUUUGCACGAUAGAUUCAAAAACGAGUCCGGAGCAAGUUUUUGGGUGGAUCCUGGAAUGGCCGGGAUUGGUUACGGGCCAAUGGGUAUGGCACGGAAGGGUGAAACAACUAGUAUGGACGCCGCAGUUAUCGACCGUGUGGUGAAAGUUCCGGACGUGGCCGCGACUGCCGCUAUGGGAGUAUUGCGCGAGCAGGGAGCGUCUGGGGGUACCAGCAGUGGUUUGAACCUGCUCACCUCUAUGCAUAUCGCAGCAACAAAGCCACCGAAAGCCCGCUUGACUAUUGCAACGUUGUUAGCCGAUCCCGGACACAAUUACGAUACCACAUAUUACAAUAGGACUUGGAUUGAACAGAACUUCUCACGACAUGGUGGAUUAGAAGCUUACGACUGUUGGUAUUCGGUGAUCUCAGAAAGCCUUUAUUCAGGAGAUGAUCCCUUGUUUAUAGGAUAUCAACGAUGUCCCACCGGAAUAUUUACCUGA